AUUGUUCAGCGUGAGUUCUGGUUGAAGUGUUAGCAAGGCGCUAAUUAAAAACACACAGUGGUGCUCACUCCUGCGUGAUAAUAGUGCCACCGGACUUUCACAGGACAUCUCGCAGUUUUCGUAUUCUACGAUGAGCAAGAGGAAAGCUCCACAGGAGUCCCUAAAUGAGGGAAUAACUGACUUUCUUGUCGAACUGGCUAACUACGAGAAAAAUGUCAACAGGGCAAUACAUAAGUACAAUGCAUACAGGAAAGCAGCAUCCACCAUUGCCAAGUAUCCUAACAAGAUUAAAAAUGGAGAAGAGGCGAAGAAACUGGAUGGAGUUGGUGCUAAAAUAGCAGAAAAGAUCGAUGAGUUCUUACAAACUGGAAAACUAAGAAAACUUGAAAAGAUCAGAAAUGAUGACACCAGCUCUUCCAUAAAUUUCCUCACCAGAGUCACCGGAAUCGGACCUGCUGCUGCUAGGAAGUUUGUUGAAGAGGGGGUGAAAACAUUGGAUGAUUUGAAAAAGGUAGAGCACAAGCUAAAUCACCACCAAAAGAUUGGACUCAAGUACUUUGAAGAAUUUGAGAAAAGGAUCCCAAGAGUUGAAAUGGAAAAGAUGGAGGUACUUAUUCUGGGGGAAUUAAAGAAAAUUGAUCCAGAAUAUAUCGGAACAAUCUGUGGAAGCUAUAGGAGAGGUGCAGCAUCGAGUGGUGAUAUUGAUAUUUUACUGACUCACCCAAAUUACACUUCUCAAACAGAGAAGCAGCCAAAACUUCUUCAUGCUGUGGUCGAUCAUUUGGAGUCCGUUGGGUUUGUGACCGACACUCUGUCCAAAGGAGACACCAAGUUCAUGGGAGUCUGCCAGCUGCAGGACACUGAUGAUGACGAAGAGGAAGAACAUCUUCACAGACGCAUUGAUAUUAGGUUAAUUCCCAAGGACCAGUACUACUGUGGAGUUCUGUAUUUCACUGGAAGUGACAUCUUUAAUAAGAACAUGAGGACACACGCUCUGGAGAAGGGCUUCACUCUGAACGAGUACACCAUCAGGCCACUUGGUGUCACUGGAAUGGCGGGAGAGCCUCUGUUGGUGGACAGUGAGAGAGACAUCUUUGAAUACAUCCAGUACAGAUACAGAGAGCCGAAGGAUCGUAGCGAGUGAGGGAAAUCGACAGCAGUCCUGCAAACAUGGAUUAAACAAAAGGCAUCUA
Messenger RNA from Xiphophorus maculatus (southern platyfish), 1193 nucleotides. It is a transcript of the gene polb, whose product is annotated as DNA polymerase beta. NCBI's taxonomy places the organism in Eukaryota, Metazoa, Chordata, Actinopteri, Cyprinodontiformes, Poeciliidae. Gene Ontology annotation, molecular function: DNA binding; DNA-directed DNA polymerase activity. Gene Ontology annotation, biological process: double-strand break repair via nonhomologous end joining. Gene Ontology annotation, cellular component: nucleus. The record is from RefSeq and is marked provisional.